AUGAAUAGCAUAAAGGGUUCUGCUAAGGAAUUGUUUAAACAUUUAAAAGACGAGCUUACGCAACAAAAUAAUACUUACUCAUAUGAUGAGGAGUCUAAUUUAAUUUCUUCGACUCAUUCAAAUUAUGAAGAAUACUAUGAAGACAUAAAAUAUUUAAAAAAAGAACAAUUAAGAGCAUAUAUAUGUAAAUUAAGAAAGGAGCUAAGAAAUUAUAAAAUGAGAGAAUUGCAUUUACUGGGUGAAAUAAAAUAUUUAAAAAGAAAAGUUACACGACUCAAUGAUUUGAUAGAACAUGAUAAUAUAUUAUUAAGAGAGAAUAGAAGAGGUAGUAAUUCUUUAAAAUAUUAUGAUGAUAAUUAUAGUAAUAAAUCAUAUGAAAAAGGUGGAGAUAUAUCUUGUUGUUAUAUGAAAACAUUAGAAGGAAAAUAUUUAAUAAGAAAGAACAAAUUUUUAUAUGAUAGUAAAAAUACAAUUAAUAAUUUUCAUAAGAAACAUAGAGAUUUUUCUAUUAAUAGUAUAAAUGAAAGUAUAAAUAAUUGUCGAAGAAAUAGAUCUAUGUCUAAUACAUUAUUAUAUAAACAAAAUAAACUACAAGCACAAAAUUAUGAGCAACAAAAACAGCAUCAAAAAGUAAAAGGAUGGGGAGUAGAACUAGGAAGAGAACAAGACAAUAAAAAUAUAUUACGCAAUUUUACAAGUAAAUCUGUUUAUUCUUUAAAGAAUAUAAACUCAUAUAAUAAUGAUAAUGUGAAUACAAUUCUUUAUAAGAAUAAAUAUAAUAGUAAUAAUUCCACAUCCUCUUAUUAUGUUAAUAAUAAUAUGAAAAGAUAUAAUAGUUCAACAUCUUUAUUAUGGGGAAAUAAAAAUAUAAACUUGUCAAGAAAAAGUCUUAUUAGUAAUACAUUGCAUAAUAAUAAAACAAAUAAUAUUUUUUCAUCAAAUAGAAGCCUUGCCUCUUUUUCAAAGUAUGAAUUAAAAGAACAUCUUAUUAGUAAUAGUAAAGAUAAAAGAAAUAAUUUCUUAACAAAUAAAAUUAACAGUAACAUAAAAAGAGAUAUACAAAAUUAUCAUAAAACUAGACAAAGGAUAUUAUCAAAUAAUAAUAUAUCUGAAAAAUCCACAGGGGGAUUAUUAAAUAAAUUGUCUACAUUGAAUAAUAAAAAUAAACAAGUUCAAAAAAUUUUACCCAAGAAUAAUAUUAUUAAUAUAAAAAAUAAUACAACAAAUAAUAAAAGUAAUAUCAAUUCAAAUGAAUAUCCUACUAAUAUAAUAACAAAACAUAUUUCUAAUGAUAAAGAAAACAAAAAAAAAAAAAAAAAAAAAAAAAAAAAUUGUUAUGAGGAUAUGUUUCAUUUUAAACACCAUCAAAAUAUUUUAAAUAAAAAAUAUACAUCAUCCUAUGAAUAUACAAAAAAAAACAAAGAAAAUAUGAAGAAAAAAUUAAAUAGCGUAUCACAAAAAAGAGAAAAUAAUAUUGAAACCUUAGAAGGUACACAAAAUAAUGUGGAACAAAUAAUAAAUGAGGAGGGAAAAAUUAAAAAGUAUAAUAAUAUAUCAGAUGAAAAAAAUUCAUUUUUUUUGGAACCAUUUAAAUCUGAUGAGAAAAAGUAUCAAGAGGAGACCAAAGAUGUUGAACAUAAAAAUGAUGAUGUUAAUAAAACAUCAGAACAUGUAAAUGAACAAAAAAAAAAUGUACAAAAUGUUAUGAGCGAAAAGAAUAUGAUAAACACUUCAAAGAGUAACAAUGAUAGUUUUAUGUCUUCUGAAAAUGAAAGGGUUAAAGAAUACUUAAAUAAAUGUAGAUUAAAAAAAAAAAAUAAAAUAAAUGCUGAACAAAAAAAAAGUGAGAAAAAAGCACCUUUAAAUACAAUAACAAAAGGAAAUAGAAAUACCAAAUUGAUCAACUUAAAACAACAUAUAGAUAUAGAAAUAAAGGAAAAUUUUAGAAAAGAACUAGAUGAGUUAAAAAAAAGAAAUAAGGAAAUUAUUUUAAAACCUUCGAACUUUUAUAAUUUUCCAAUUGAUACUAGCAGUAGUAGUAGUAGUAGUGAUAAUAACAUGUGUGAUAAAACAGAAAAUAUCAACGAUAUAAAAGAUACUAAAUAUAAUGUAAAAACAAAUCCUUUAAAGGAAUCAACACUAUUAAAUAUAUCUUUUAAUUGUAUUGAUAAAAGAAUAACAAAUUUACAAAAUUAUUUGAAAAAUACAAAGAAGUAA
Molecule: messenger RNA, 2217 nt
Organism: Plasmodium adleri (nom. inval.)
Lineage: Eukaryota; Apicomplexa; Aconoidasida; Haemosporida; Plasmodiidae
Product: conserved Plasmodium protein, unknown function
Exons: 3
Coding region: 1-2217 (738 amino acids)
Source: RefSeq, a predicted model, not a curated record